This is a messenger RNA of Solanum dulcamara, 1253 nucleotides long. RefSeq names its product transcription factor MYB87-like. The coding region runs from base 105 to 986 and encodes 293 amino acids. The transcript is spliced from 3 exons. The record is from RefSeq and is a predicted model, not a curated record. Lineage: Eukaryota; Viridiplantae; Streptophyta; Magnoliopsida; Solanales; Solanaceae.
AAAGACAACUAUAUUAUAUAGUUAAGUGUCUUGCUUAGGACAUUCUAGUAUUGUGUGGAAAAAAAAUAAAAUUUUUAAGCUAGUGUUUUUAUAAUUUGGAAAUUAUGGGAAGAGCUCCUUGUUGUGACAAAACCAAAGUUAAAAGAGGACCAUGGUCUCCUGAAGAAGACAACAUUCUGAAGAAGUAUCUUGAGAAAAAUGGCACUGGUGGCAAUUGGAUUGCUUUGCCUCAAAAAGCAGGUUUAAGAAGAUGUGGAAAGAGUUGCAGGCUAAGAUGGCUUAAUUAUCUUAGGCCAGACAUCAAACAUGGAGGGUUCACUGAGGAAGAAGAUAACAUUAUUUUAACUCUCUAUAGUCAAAUUGGAAGCAGGUGGUCAGUGAUAGCUGCAAAUCUACAAGGAAGGACAGAUAAUGAUGUGAAGAAUCAUUGGAAUACCAAGUUGAAGAAAAAGCAUUUGGUAACACAAAACAAUAAUCUUAGAGACAUCAACUACAAUUUCACCAACAAUAUUAAUUCUAGUGAUUUCAAUCACAAUUAUUCAAGAAAUUACUCUGGGAAAUUGGAUUAUUCUAAUACAUUCACAAGUCAUAUGGAUCCAAAUGUAACCAAUAAUUCAACUUGUGAUCAAUUCCCUCUUCCAACCUUGAUGGAAAUUCAAGAAAAUGAUGCAACAAUUCAAACAAUUGAAGAAGAUGGUUAUAAUCUAUGCUCCUUGGACUCGUGUCGGAUCCUCCAGAAAUGCGUUACUUUUGAAGAAUCUAACACAUAUCCGUCGAUGUUUUUGAAGAGGUCGAGCAACCUGGGCUAUAAUUGUAUGGAUUUGAGCUCUGGAAUUUCAUCAUCCUCAUCAUCAUCUUACUAUGAUGAUAUUCUUGAAAAUGGCUUUGAAUUUCAAGAAAAUGCUAUAGGAGGAGUUGAUCCAAAUUCUUCCUAUUACAAUAAUAUUCUUGAAAUUGAUCAACUUUUCAAAGGAUUUGAAAAUUAGCUAAGGGGCUAGCUAGAUUUAAUAUAAGAAAAUAACAUGAGGGACAAGUAGGUUUAUUUUACUAAGAUUUGCAUUUAAAUUUUUUUAUUUUAGGUCCCUAGCUACUAAUUUAGGUUUUUAGAUAACGUUGUAUGUAUAAUUGACUCUUAUUAGUCAAGAAUAUUGAAAUUAUCUUAUUCCAUCUACGAUGUGUAUUUUUAUUUACUUCUUAUCCUCUUUGUGAAUGAUGAUGACGACUAUUCAACUUAAAUUCUUGUUAUUAGAAAA